AUUUUUAAGUGCGUGGGCAUGCAGAGCACUUGAUGCUACAGGACACGGGCACAUGGCCCAAGCAAGCAUUGUUUGGAGACUCUUGCUAGCGGUCAUGUUACAUAGAUUCGUUGCCUAUGGGCCUGCUAAGCAGCUGGCGUACUCUGUAGUCUACUGACACAGUUUUUUGUCGGUCGACAUGUGGUCAGCAAAAUCAAAAUUCAUAUAGAAUGGUUCGUCAGUGUGAACACCCAGGACCCAUUCUUCAUUGCAUGUCCUGGGUCCUUGGUUUCGCUAAGUCUGCACUAUUUAUCGUGAUCAACAACUGGACGAACUUGAGCCCGCAUGCAAGCAGCGUCGUCGUCGUCUAUUCGUCUGCAUUGUCUUCCCUCUCGUUGUCUUGAACCUAUCUCCUGAGAAGUGCAUCGCUAGACGCAUUGGCAUCAGGAUUCGCAUCAGGAUGGCGUGCUAGUUAGAGUAUAGUGGGGUGUUGGCUUUCAGUUUGCGGGGAAAUAUCAGGUGAUACGAAAGCUUAUAUGCUACCAUGAUAUAUCAACUUAAAAGAUUCAAAUUCAAACUUGUCAAAAAAUUUUGAAAAAAAAUCAUGGAUGUUCAUGGCAUAUAUGUCGACAACCCCUAACAAAUUCCGCUCAAAAUUCAACAUACACAUACAGAAACAAAAAAGACAAAUUCAGAUGUGAAUAGUGUCAUUUUUGCUUUUGUCUUCUUUUGACACUAUUCAUGAUGGAUUUGUCUUUUUUUUCUCUAUGCGUAUGUUGGAUUCUGAUCAGAAUUUUUUAGGGGUUGUCGACACAUGUCAUGUACAUUCAUGAUUUUUUUCAGAAUUUUUCACAAGUUUAAAUUUGAAAUUUUUCAAGUUAAUAUCAUGAUAGCAUAUAAGGGCUGGUAUCACCUAAGAGUAGUACCACUAGUACUAUAGCCCCCUGCUUCAUGGUCAGAGGUUUGGAGCCUAGUAAUUUUAUUUUUACAAUAAUGCAUGUGCGCAGAAGUAGUACCACUGCUACUAGCCUAGAGCUUGGAGCCUAGUAGUUUUACCAUCCACUCUAGCUAAGUUGACUUCAGAAGUUCAACACAGUAUGGUGAAACCCAAUACUCUAUAUCAGAUCGCACUUGUGGCAUGUGUGGCAAACGCUAUGGGUGGCUCUUUGGUGGUAGGAUCUUAACGGUAGGGUAUUUUUCACGUCAAACGGACGUCACGGCUCAGUCGAAUCCUACCGCCAAGGUCUACCGCGGUAGGCAGUUAUACCCUACCGCCAUCAACCUCGGCGGUAGGAAAAGGGUCGGAUCCAAAAAAAAUUUAGACCAGGGUUAAAUUUGGCUUAAGUUUCGCAAAAAGGUCAAAACACCAAAAUUGGCCUUUGAAUGCAGCAAGGCACACCCCCACCGCGCUGUAGAUGAAACAAGGUCCUUGUGUCAGCCAUGUGGCCACGGUAUUUAUCUAUAUAUAAUGAUGUGUCUUUGUCAUUCCCAGCACUUUUUAAUGCACGGAUCACCUCGAUCAGGCCAACCAUUGUCGUCCAGAUGCCGCUGCGUCCAUCCACUCUCCCUAUCUCCUCUACUCUCCUAAGCCUCCUUCGUUAAAUGGCAGAACCGAGGGAGGGCAAGCAGACAUACAAGCAGAGCAGCCAUGGCUACCCUCCACAUGUUCCUCGGCCUCCUCCUCCUCUCCAUGCACACCAUUCCUCCUAGCAUAGCCACAAAAGACGAUACUCUCGCGCCAGGCCAGCCAUUUGCCGUCGGCGACAAGCUCGUCUCCAGCAACGGCAAGUUCGCGCUUGGCUUCUUCCAGCCCAGUGCCGGCAACACCAGCAAGUCAUCCACCUCUCCACAUUGGUACCUUGCCAUAUGGUUCAACAAGAUCCAUGUCAUCACUCCCGUUUGGGUCGCCAACCGGGAGACGCCAAUCGCCGGACCCGAUCUGAGAGCAACGCAGCUUCAAGUCUCAGAAGAUGGCAACCUUGUCGUUUUAAACAACGCCACCCAAUCCGUUGUCUGGUCCACCAACAUCACCAAUACAAGAACCAACACCAACAUCUCCAAUGCUAGAACCAACACCAGCAACACGAGGGCCAUCCUCUUGGGCAGUGGGAACCUCGUCAUAGAAAGCCUGUCAAGCGAGGUGCUGUGGCAGAGCUUCGACGACCCAACCGACGUCCUGCUCCCAGGCGCCAAGAUCGGCUGGAACAAGGUCACCGGCCUGAACCGUCUCGGCAUCUCGUGGAAGAGCCGGAUUGAUCCGGGCCUCGGCUCCUUCAGCGUGGGGCUGGUAACCAAUGGCACCAGGAUGGUGACGGCCAGGCGUCGAGGCUACCCUUCCGAAGUGUACUGGUGGUGGUCGCCUGACGACCACUCGUCGAUGCAGAUCCCAGCAAUCACGAAGCUGCUGCAAAUGAGCCCACAGACCAGCAUGGUCGUCCCAGAAUACGUCAACAACAGGGAGGAGGAGUACUACAUGUACACCUCACCAGAUGAGAUCUCUUCGUUCCUCUUCAUGGACGUGUUUGGUCAGGCCAGGCUGAACGUGUGGUCGCAAGACAACCAGGCAUGGCAUAGCAUCUACGUCAACCCAGCCGAUCCCUGCACCCCAUACGCCGCCUGCGGACCGUUCACCGUCUGCACCGGCAGCUCGCACCCGCCAUGCGAGUGCAUGGAGAGCUUCUCCAGAACGUCGCCUCAGGAUUGGGAGCUCGGUGACCGGACAGGAGGGUGCUCCAGAAACACUCCGCUGGAUUGCAAUGGCAACAGGAGUUCCACAGACGUGUUCCACCCCAUAGCUCGUGUGGCAUUGCCCUAUGGUCCCCAGAGUUUACAGCAUGCUCCUGCAAAUCGGAGCGAAUGCGAAUGGGCCUGCCUCACCAACUGCUCCUGCACUGCUUACUCCUACCAUGACAGCAAAUGCUCUGUUUGGCAAGGGGAGUUGUUCAGUGUAAACAAGGAUGAUGGCAUCGAGAUCAGCUCUGAAUAUACUCUGUAUAUUCGCCUUGCUGCCGGAGAUGUUCCGAGUUCAACAAGAGAUGGUAAAAGAAAACCAGCAGCUGGAGCUGUUAUUGCUGCAAGCGUUAUCAGUUUUGGGUUGCUGAUGCUCAUGCUGCUACUGGUGAUCUUAAGGAACAGAUUCAACUGGUGUGGUAUGUCAUCACAGGACACCAAUCAAGGUAGUGUUGGAGUUGUUGCCUUUAGAUACGCCGAUUUGGGCCGUGCUACAAAGAAUUUCUCAGUGAAGCUAGGAGCAGGAGGUUUUGGGACUGUAUUUAAGGGAGUUCUAAGUGACCUGACUAGUGUAGCAGUGAAAAGGCUUGAAGGUGCGCGUCAGGGAGAGAAGCAAUUCAGGGCAGAGGUAAGUGCACUUGGACUGAUCCAGCACAUCAACCUGGUCAAAUUGGUUGGUUUCUGUUGUCAUGGUGAUAAGAGGCUACUUGUAUAUGAACACAUGUGCAAUGGUUCUCUUGAUUCCCAUCUGUUCCAAAGCAAUGGUAUAGUCCUCAACUGGAGCACCAGAUAUCAGAUAGCCAUCGGAGUUGCUAGAGGAUUGUCCUACCUGCAUCAGAGUUGCCGCGAAUGCAUCAUACACUGCGAUAUCAAGCCAGAAAAUGUACUUCUCGAUGAAUCGUUUGUCCCUAAAAUUGCAGACUUUGGGUUGGCAUCGGUCAUAGGAAGGGAUUUUAGCCGGGUUCUAACUACAUUCAGGGGAACUACAGGGUAUCUUGCCCCAGAGUGGCUUAGCGGGGUUGCUAUUACAUCAAAAGUCGAUGUUUACAGCUUUGGCAUGGUACUGAUAGAAAUCAUAUCGGGAAGAAGGAAUGCGUCUGUUGUGCACACUAACAGCAACGACCAUGUCACUUUUUUCCCUGUGCAAGCCAUCAACAAGCUUCAUGAGGGAGAUGUGCAGAGCUUGGUAGAUCCAGAAUUACAUGGUGACUUUAACUUGGAUGAGGUUGAAAGAGUUUGCAAUGUAGCAUGUUGGUGUAUCCAGGAUAAUGAGCUGGAGCGGCCAACAAUGGGUGAAGUGGUCAGAGUUCUUGAGGGUCUAAUGGAGCUUGAUAUGCCUCCGAUGCCAAGACUGCUUGCGGCUAUAACAACAUAAUGCUCUGAUGUCACUUCGAUGUAAUAAUUCUAACUAUUUGUAUUGUGUAUGCUACCUUUAUUUGCUUCAGAAAAUUUUAUGGUUCUCGUUUGGACGUGUAAUAGCUCAAAGGUCAUAUAAGAUUAUAAAUAAUUUUUUUCCUGCA
Molecule: messenger RNA, 4229 nt
Organism: Aegilops tauschii subsp. strangulata
Lineage: Eukaryota; Viridiplantae; Streptophyta; Magnoliopsida; Poales; Poaceae
Product: G-type lectin S-receptor-like serine/threonine-protein kinase At2g19130
Biological process (GO): recognition of pollen; protein phosphorylation
Molecular function (GO): ATP binding; protein serine/threonine kinase activity
Source: RefSeq, a predicted model, not a curated record